CUUCACUUUAUUAUGUUUGUGGUGCAUUGUUUUUUAUUGAAUAUUCGUGAAGAACGUUUCCGCGCAAAAAAAAAAAAAUUGGUCUUUUGAGCAACACCUUUAUUCACCCCCCCUCAAGAGGUGUGCGAGGCGUCUAACAAGUGGUAUCAGAGCGAGGGAAUUUCAAAGCUUUACUGCUGAAAAUUUAAAAAGAUCAUGGCCGGAAGAACAUUUCAACCCGGAGUUGCCGAAGGACAAUCCACGACAAGGCCACCACUCUUCGACGGCACAAAUUAUGCUUAUUGGAAAGAGAGGAUGAGAAUAUUCAUCCUAUCAAAUGAUUAUGAUUCUUGGCUAGUGAUCAAGAAUGGAGAGACGGUUCCCAUGAAGAUUGUUAACGGGGUUCUUGUUCCAAAGUUAGAGACUGAAUAUACCUCAAAUGACAAGAAGAAGAUGCAACUAAAUGCAAGGGCCAUCAACUUUCUUUAUUGUACCGUGAACCUGGAUGACUAUCGGAAAAUCUCAAGGUGCAAGACGGCAAAUGAGAUGUGGAACAAGUUAGAGGUCACAUAUGAAGGAACAAGUCAAGUGAAGGACUCAAAGAUCGACUUACUCACCAUCGGUACCCAUGAGUACGAGCUUUUCAUGAUUAUGGAAAAUGAAACAAUAGAUGGCAUGUUCGAGAGAUUCUCAACUGUCGUCUCAAAUUUGGAUACACUUGGGAAGCAUUAUGAGGAUCAUGUUCUCGUUCGAAAAAUCCUUCGAAGUCUCACACCGGAAUGGAAGUCUAUAGUCAACCCUACCAAAGAAGGCCGAGAUUACAAUACAUUGACAUAUGACGCACUUCGAGGUAAACUACUCACUUAUGAAAUGUCUAACUUUUCUAGUACAGCGGAGAUCAAAAGGGAUCAAAAUCUAUCAUUCAAAGGAGUUGCACUCAAAGCUUCAUCGUCAAAAUAUGUCGAGACAAGUGGCUCUGGAGAAAGUGACAUUCUCGAUUUAUUUAAUGACUUCUUGCAAAAUGAGCUUGAGCAAUUGAACGAGAGUACAAAGCCUACUUGCUAUGGAUGUGGAGAGCGUGGAAAUAUCAAGGGUCAUUGCCCUAAUCGAAAAUUAAAGAAGUCCAAACGCCGAAAGCAAUCCAACUCUAGCUCCACUUCCUCAUCCGAUGAUGAAGUAGCCAUUUGUCUUAUGGCUCAAAGUGAAUCCAAAUUAGUUUUGAAGAACUACAAGAAGCAUUUGGUGAUUUAUUUACAGAAUUUAAGAAAGUCUCAUCUAUUGCCAAAGAUUUCGAAUAUAAAAUCACCCUUUUGCAAAAGAAAAAUAAUAUUUUGCAAAAAGAAAUUGAUUCCCUCAAAAUUGAAAAUAAGACUUUUGAGGAGACUAAUUUGAAAUUAAAUGAUUCACCUUGUUCUUCAUGUAAGUCUUCUAGUCUUGAGAUAGAAGCGCUUAAGAAAGAGGUAGACGAUUUGAAAUUAGCUAUGAAGAAAGUUGAAAAUAAAUUUAAACUAAAAUCUACCUGUAGGAUUAAAUACUAUAGAUAACC
Molecule: messenger RNA, 1525 nt
Organism: Cuscuta campestris
Lineage: Eukaryota; Viridiplantae; Streptophyta; Magnoliopsida; Solanales; Convolvulaceae
Source: the annotation of a GenBank genome assembly